CAACAUGUCGUAUGCCAAAUGCCGCGGAUUCGCGCAAUUCACUCACCCAAAUCACCAAACGACACAGUCCCAGCAGUCAAUUAGUCAAAUCCUUUCCCUUCAAUCACUUGAGCUUUUAAAAAUUGUUCACUUCCCAAAAGCAAUUCAAUUUCAAUCGUAAUCCCAAUCCCACCACCACCAUUUCUCAAAUCACAGAGAAUUCGAUUCUCCCGUAAUUUCUCAACGCAAUUCCGCAAAGAUCCAAGCCAUCUGAAGCUACCCAACUCUGCAAAUUGUACCAGCAGCUUGCUUUGAAUUGGGAAGAUGGAGGGGACUGUGUUCGCUCCUGCCUUGGAAGGAUUCAAGACUGUCAAGUCUGAUGGAGGAGAGAUUCUGACCAAGCCUUUCUUGGAAGUGUGCAAGCAGAUUCUGCCUGUUAUAGAUAAGUUUGGAGCUGCUAUGACACUUGUUAAAUCGGACAUAGGCGGUAAUAUAACGAGAUUGGAAUCUAAAUAUUCAUCGAAUCCUUCCAAGUUCAACUACUUGUACAGCUUGGUGCAACUUGAGGUUGAAACAAAAACUGCAAAAGCAUCAUCCAGCUGCACCAAUGGUCUUCUUUGGCUGACAAGAGCCAUGGAUUUCUUGGUGGAGCUGUUUCGGAACUUACUAGAUCAUCCAGAUUGGACAAUGUCACAGGCUUGUACAGAUUCCUAUGGCAAGACCCUGAAAAAAUGGCAUGGAUGGCUUGCUAGUUCAAGUUUCAGUGUUGCCAUGAAGCUUGCUCCUGACAGGAAGAAGUUCAUGGAGGUGAUAGGAGGCAAUGGUGAUAUCAUGGGUGAUAUAGAUAAAUUUUGCACUACCUUUACGCCUCUGCUUAAAGAGAAUCACAAGUUUUUGGCUAGUGUUGGCAUGGAUGAAUUGAAGGCUUCAUGAAUGAGAAGGUUUCCUGAUGAGAGGAGGCUUGUGCAUUCGGUUGCUUUGCCUUCCAUUUCCUUCUCCUUGGAUCAUGUCCUUGUGGCCUAAUCCUUCAACUUCAAAGAUGAAAAAUAAUGCGACUUUUUCCUGAAUUCAUAUUGCUAUUUGAUUAAUGUUUUAAUGCUAAAUUUUUACUUAUAAUUGGUUGCUACAGAGACAGUUAUUAUUAUUUGGUUCCAUAUGUCUUGCCUGUGCCGUGGAAAGUUGUUUUCUUCCCUGCUUC
Prunus persica (peach) is the source of this 1177-nucleotide messenger RNA. Its product is annotated as glycolipid transfer protein 1. The transcript has 8 exons. NCBI's taxonomy places the organism in Eukaryota, Viridiplantae, Streptophyta, Magnoliopsida, Rosales, Rosaceae. The record is from RefSeq and is a predicted model, not a curated record. Gene Ontology annotation, molecular function: ceramide 1-phosphate transfer activity; ceramide 1-phosphate binding. Gene Ontology annotation, cellular component: membrane; cytoplasm; cytosol. The coding region runs from base 304 to 912 and encodes 202 amino acids. Gene Ontology annotation, biological process: ceramide transport; intermembrane lipid transfer.